Messenger RNA from Mizuhopecten yessoensis (Yesso scallop), 1784 nucleotides. RefSeq names its product mucin-12-like. The record is from RefSeq and is a predicted model, not a curated record. The transcript has a single exon. The annotation marks the transcript as partial. Lineage: Eukaryota; Metazoa; Mollusca; Bivalvia; Pectinida; Pectinidae.
ACCACUUCGCACACGUCGACAUCAGACCACUUACCACACGUCGGCGUCAGACCACUUCGCACACGUCGACAUCAGACCACUUCCCACACGUCAGGACAUCAGACCACUUCCCACACGUCGACAUCAGACCACUUCCCACACGUCAGGACAUCAGACCACUUCCCACACGUCGACAUCAGACCACUUCCCACUCGACAUCAGACCACUUCCCACUCGUCGACAUCAGACCACUUCCCACACGUCGACAUCAGACCACUUCCCACUCGUCGACAUCAGACCACUUCUCACACGUCGACAUCAGACCAUUUCCCACACGGCGACAUCAGACCACUUACCACUCGUCGGCGUCAGACCACUUCCCACACGUCGACAUCAGACCACUUCCCACACGUCGACAUCAGACCCCUUCUCACACGUCGACAUCAGACCAUUUCCCACACGGCGACAUCAGACCACUUACCACUCGUCGGCGUCAGACCACUUCCCACACGUCGACAUCAGACCAUUUCCCACACGUCGACAUCAGACCACUUCCCACUCGACAUCAGACCACUUCCCCCUCGUCGACAUCAGACCACUUCCCACUCGACAUCAGACCACUUCCCCCUCGUCGACAUCAGACCACUUCCCACACGUCGACAUCAGGGGACUUCCCACCCGUCGACAUCAGACCACUUCGCACACGUCGACAUCAGACCACUUCCCACACGUCGACAUCAGGGGACUUCCCACCCGUCGACAUCAGACCACUUCGCACACGUCGACAUCAGAUCACUUCCCACACGUCGACAUCAGACUACUUCCCACACGUCGACAUCAGACCACUUCGCACACGUCGACAUCAGACCACUUCCCACACGUCAGGACAUCAGACCACUUCCCACACGUCGACAUCAGACCACUUCCCACUCGACAUCAGACCGCUUCCCACUCGUCGACAUCAGACCACUUCCCACUCGACAUCAGACCGCUUCCCACUCGUCGACAUCAGACCACUUCCCACACGUCGCCAUCAGACCACUUCUCACACGUCGACAUCAGACCAUUUCCCACACGUCGACAUCAGACCACUUACCACACGUCGGCGUCAGACCACUUCGCACACGUCGACAUCAGACCACUUCCCACACGUCAGGACAUCAGACCACUUCCCACACGUCGACAUCAGGGGACUUCCCACACGUCGACAUCAGACCACUUCGCACACGUUGACAUCAGACCACUUCCCACACGUCGACAUCAGACCCCUUCUCACACGUCGACAUCAGACCAUUUCCCACACGUCGACAUCAGACCACUUACCACUCGUCGGCGUCAGACCACUUCGCACACGUCGACAUCAGACCACUUCCCACACGUCAGGACAUCAGACCACUUCCCACACGUCGACAUCAGACAACUUCUCACACGUCGACAUCAGACCAUUUCCCACACGUCGACAUCAGACCACUUACCACUCGUCGGCGUCAGACCACUUCCCACACGUCGACAUCAGACCAUUUCCCACACGUCGACAUCAGACCACUUACCACUCGUCGGCGUCAGACCACUUCCCACACGUCGACAUCAGACCACUUCUCACACGUCGACAUCAGACCAUUUCCCACACGUCGACAUCAGACCACUUACCACUCGUCGGCGUCAGACCACUUCGCACACGUCGACAUCAGACCACUUCCCACACGUCGACAUCAGACCACUUCGCACACGUUGACAUCAGACCACUUCCCACACGUCGACAUCAGGGGACUUCCCACACGUCGACAUCAGACCACUUCGCACAC